AUGCAGAUGAAGAACACAGCUUUCAAGAGAACUCCCUGGGGCAUGGUUGAGCCAAGCUUUUACAGAGCACCCUCUAAGGUGGUUUCCAUUCCGGUUCACUUCGUGGGUUCAGAGCGCAGCAGAGAGGCGUCUGCAACAGAGAUUCAACGGGCGUUGAGAGGGUUUCUGGUGAGGAAAACUUUGAAGAAGAUCGAGGCCAUGAGGGUGGAGUUGGCACGGAUCGAGAGCGAGAUUCGAGUCGAAGAGGUGAAGAGGGAAGCGAAGGAGAGGGUGAGGGUGAUCGAGACCAUCAUGAACUUGCUUCUGAAGUUGGAUUCGGUUCGGGUAUUGCACUACUCUGGCCUGAGGGAGUGCAGAAAGUCUGUUAUCAGAAAAGCCAUUGCCCUUCAGGAAAUGCUUGAUCAAAUGGAAGAGAAGGAGGAUGAAUGUGCCAUGGAAGAAGUUGAAGAAGUGGAAGAAGGGAAUUGUUUGGUGAAAGAAGAAGAAGAAGAAGAUUUGAGGAAUGAGGAAGAGGAUAAUGAAGGUUUGAGGAAUGAGGAGGUGCAAGAGAAGGAGAGUGUGGAGAAGAGUUUGUUGAUGGAGAAGAUGGUGGAAGAUAAUCAGAAGAUGAUAGAGAUGAUGGCACAACUGUUUCAGAGGAAUGAGGUGCACACUGCACUAAUCACCUCUCUCACACAGAGGGUGGAGCAGCUUGAGAGAGCCUUGGCUUGUGAGAGGUUGAGAAGGAAGAAAAAGAGAAAGACUGAUAGAAAAAUUAAACAAACUCAUCUCAGAAAUUGCUUCAUCUGA
Messenger RNA from Vigna unguiculata (cowpea), 789 nucleotides. RefSeq lists its product as uncharacterized. The record is from RefSeq and is a predicted model, not a curated record. Gene Ontology annotation, molecular function: protein-folding chaperone binding. Gene Ontology annotation, biological process: protein folding. Gene Ontology annotation, cellular component: plasmodesma. Lineage: Eukaryota; Viridiplantae; Streptophyta; Magnoliopsida; Fabales; Fabaceae.